This is a messenger RNA of Syngnathus acus (greater pipefish), 4175 nucleotides long. RefSeq names its product transmembrane protein 145 (gene tmem145). The record is from RefSeq and is a predicted model, not a curated record. Gene Ontology annotation, biological process: response to pheromone; G protein-coupled receptor signaling pathway. Bases 101 to 1831 code for a protein of 576 amino acids. The transcript is spliced from 15 exons. NCBI's taxonomy places the organism in Eukaryota, Metazoa, Chordata, Actinopteri, Syngnathiformes, Syngnathidae.
GCCCCCCGCCCCUUUCUUGCCUCCAUGCGCGCCCCGGUUCCCGACUCCAACUCGGAGUGAGCCCCGGGCACAGACGAGCCUCGGCGGGGGAGCGAGAACGAUGGAGGAGCGGCUCGGAGGGAGACUCCUGUGGCUGGCCGCGUUGUCCGGCGUCCUCUGCAUGGACAUGGUACUCGGGAAAUAUGUCAAAGGCGUCGUGGACACCAAGGAGGACUGGGUUUUCCUCACGCGCUUCUGCUUCCUCACCGACUUUGGACGCCUGGAUUUCCGGUUCCGUUACCCCAAGUCUCGCUGCUGUCAGAACAUCUUACUCUACUUUGACGAUGCUUCUCAGUGGCCGGCUGUGUACAAGAGGCCCGAAAAGAACUGCUACCAGAAGGAGGCGGUGCUGCGGCCCGAAAACAACCAGGUCAUCAACCUCACCACCCGCUACACCUGGUCGGGAUGCGCGGUUGAGGGUGACGACGGCGGCGAAGAGGUGCUGAGCUGCGUGGGUGGCCGCAGCUUCCGCUCGGUGAGGGAGAGGUGGUGGUACAUCGCGCUCAGCAAAUGCGGGGGCGACGGCCUUCAGUUAGAGUACGAGAUGAAGCUGACCAACGGCCAGUCUUUCUGGACGCAGCACUUCUCCGCCGAUGAGUUCGGAAUCCUGGAGACGGACAUCACCUUCCUGGUCAUCUUCUCCGUGGUCUUCCUGCUGUCCUGCUACUUUGCCUACAAUCUGAAGGGCAGACAGCUUCUCCACACCACCUACAAAAUGUUCAUGACAGCCGCAGGUGUGGAGGUGCUCAGCCUGCUGUUCCACUGCGUCUACUGGGGCCUCUACGCUCGGGAUGGCGUCGGCAACGGCAGCCUGAAAAUACUCGGGAAAUUACUCUUCUCACUCAGUUUCCUGGUGUUCCUGCUCAUGCUCAUUCUACUGGGCAAAGGUUUCACUGUCACCAGGGCAAGGAUCAGCCAUAGCGGCUCCAUCAAGCUGAGCAUCUACAUGACCGUCUACACAAUCACCUACGUCAUCCUCUUCAUCUACGAGGCCGAGUUCUUUGAUCCCGGCGAGGUUCUGUACGCCUACGACAGCCCGGCGGGCUAUGGGCUGAUGGGCCUGCAGCUUUUGGCCUAUGUGUGGUUCUGCUACGCCGUGCUGGUGUCGCUCAAGCACUACCCCGAAAAGCAGCCCUUCUAUGUGCCUUUCUUCACAACCUACACUCUAUGGUUCUUUGCUGUUCCGGUGAUGGCUCUCAUCGCCAACUUCGGCAUCCCCCGUUGGGCUCGAGAGAAGAUCGUCAACGGCAUCCAGCUGGGCAUCCACCUCUACGCUCACAUCGUCUUCCUGGUGAUAACGCGCCCGUCGGCCGCCAACAAGAACUUCCCGUACCACGUGCGCACCUCUCAGAUCGGGAUCCUGCUGUCCAGUCCCAAAGGAGGGGAGGGCGGCGAGAGCUUCCCGCACCACGCCUACGGCAACGGCUCCUUCCUGGGAGACUCGCAGCCCAACUUCACCGAGCUCUUCUCCAUCCACUCAGAUCCUGUCAAGACGGUGGAGGAAACGGUGCCGCGGAAGGUCCCAGACGUGCCGAAGAACAGCGAGCACAAGAUAAUAACCACCUCGGCCGCCGUCGACGACCUGGCGUCCAUUUUACCGCCACUCCCACCCCCCAUCCGGCCGCGGACGGCCGCCAUUGCCGCACGCUCGCCCCCACCCCCCAUGCGGCUCCCGUCCUUCACAGAGUACUUCAGUAUGCAAGGUGGCGUCGUGGGAGGAGGUGGCGUCGCGGGAGGAGGCGGAGGUGGUGUCGCGGGAGGAGGCGGCGGCGGCUUCGGAUCAAAGGCGUGAAAACGGGAGGACAGAGUGAGUACAAAAUUGAGACAUUACGGAAGGAGCCCACAAAAGCGCUCGUUACAAGAGAAGCAAUAAAUAUUUGACCAAUAGAAGGAACUCUGAGCACCACGCGGGAAAAAAAAAAGAGAAAAGACCCAAAUCGUUUUUUUUGUUUUUGUUUUGUAUUUCAUAAUUGUAAAUAGCUUGACAGCAGAGCUACCGCUCUCAUUUUGAUUUUCUACCUUAGUUGUAUUUAAGUUCCAAAGUUCACGGCAUCACAUUUCACUUCUUUUCGAAAAGAAGCGCUACUAUUUUUAAUGGUUUUUAUGUUUCUACAGCACACAUUUGGAUUAUAGAAAAUGCUAUUUAUUUUUAUUAUGAGUCUUGUUCAUUUCUGUAGUGGUAGCAUGACUUUUGAGAGGAUUUGGGGAGGCGGAGGGGAGAUCUCAAAAGUUUCAAGGCACCGCUUUUUAUUGUUCUUCGGCUUCAUCACAGCUGGUUCUUCCGGUUGAGUGAAAUGCUGUAAAUGUUCAAUGUCUCUUCUGGUAUUUUGGAGGGACAAAAACACGCAUGUUUGUGUCGUAUUCCCCUCUAUAAAUCCGCUCUCUAUAUUCAGUAUUAGCUUAUGGUAUGUAUUAAACAUUUAGCUUCUGUAUUAAUACACACAAUAGGCUUCGGUGUUCUAAUAAUCUGUCAUGUUUUUCAUCGUAAAAUUACAAUUUUGGGAUUUUACAGGUCUUUAUCCAAAUGGUCAAAAGAUCAAGGCUCAUAGCCAGCCGAAUAACCGUCUUGCUAACUCGCUAAAACAACUUGUCGUUUUUACACCUAAGUGUCCCCUAAUUGCUUACGGAAAGAUAGGCAAGAUAAUUCCCGCCUGAAAUCAACAUGAAUGUUUUAUUGUGCUUACAUUGUCUCAAUUCCGUGGAUAGCUGCGGUGGCUAAUGCUAGCAAGUAUCCCGUAGCGUUGCGUCCAAGUCGGUGAGGUCCAAUUAAAUUCUGGACUCAAAUUGAGUUAAAAAGACAAAUAAGAAACAGUUUGUGUGCAGCCUUGGCUGUGUUGUUUUAAGUGUUUUUCGGAAUGUAUUUAGCAUGAUUUGGCUAACUCUGCGGAAGGGCUAGCUUCACAAACACAACCCUUUUGCACCCACCCAAGUGUUCAAACUGUGUCAGCAUUUGAAUUUCUGGUUUAACGUCAAACUACUACUACUACUACUACUCCGACGAUGUGUAGAAAAGCAACAAGUGUCCAUUUUGUGUGUCCUGCAUGGAGCACUUUAAUGUUGCUGGUCUUGUUUAUUUGUAAUGUUGUCACCUUGCUACUUUGUUGUUGCCACAGCGAGACACAUGCUCAAGUGUGCACAUGUAAAUAUCACCCGAGUGUGGUGGCGAUUGUACCACCAGCUUCUGUUAAAACAAAUUAGGACAAAAGAAAGAAGUCGUGGGCAGUAUGAGAAAAUGGCAUCGGCGUUGAUACAUUAACAACAGUUUUCGUUAUUUUCGAGCUCCAAGUACAACUUUGGAGUUUUUAAUACAAUGUGUGUCAUUUAAAACCUUUUGUGAUAAAAAGAAAUACAAAAAUUCAAUAGUGAACCCCCAUUUAGCCCGCCAGAUACGUUCAUGAUAAGUUAAAACAGGCCCUCCAAUAUAAUAACACACUUGAAAAUAUUCCUUUGCGCCUCUUCUCAUGUAGCGAUAAACAGUAUCGUAUGACAUCGCUUUGAGGAAAUGUAACGACUCCUUACCUCAGUGGAGCCAGGAUGCUUGCUUCAAACGUUUUGAAAUGUUUACUGUGAAACGGACCCACAAAACAAAAGAGAAUUAAACAUUGUAUAUUUAAAUACGAAAAUGUUCAACCAAACCAUGUUGUUUUGUUUUAACAACACAAACGGACAGUGUGCUUUUAAACCGAUGGCACACAAUUAUAAAUGUGUUCUCGUUUAGAUUUCAAGUGGUAUACAAACGAACAGCGAUUGCUGUGUUGUCUCCCGCACCCCUGGCUUAAGAUUUCAGUACAAAGCAAUACUGGAAUGACUUGUUGUAUCGUGCGUAUAUGUGAUGACUCGUCUUAUGUAUGUUAUGUCUCUUUUUGUUCCGUCGCCAUAAUUGCACACCCGAUCGCUGCUUUGCGCACACAAACAAACACACACACAGGUGGAGUGUUGAACUGGACAAGAUGAUGAUUUAUGUACGCAUGACAGAGAAGAGCACAGCUUUUUUUUUUUUUUUUUUAAAGCUCCUCCGGGUAAGAGCACAUAAUACUGAAGGAAGCACUGUUUAAAUGCAUUUUAAUGGUGUCAAAUAUGCUGUAGAUUAUGAUACAGUUUUGGCCAAAAUAAUAAUUAAAACAUGUUUUACUACA